UGUGGUCAUUUCCCGCAAUGAUGAAUUUGACAGACGUCACUAACGUCAAUUGCUGAGUUUAUCCUUCCAAAAAUUCAGUGAAUCUCAGUUGGUAAUGCGUUCAUUAUGUGUGUGAGGGUAUUUUGGUGAAAAAGCCGUUGUUCUAACCCUCGGAGACUUGAAAUAGCGGAGCAAAAAGUGCUGGUGUACGGUUUCUGGCAGUCUGUUGUUAUGGAUUCAGAAGAGGACACUUAUGACAAUGUUGAUUCGGGGAACGAGUCCAGCGGCGACGAUGUUGAUUUUGCAAUGGAAGUUGAAGUUACAGGACACAGGGAAAAGCAGACGGACGUGGACGACUACCCCUACGAGGUUUUGUCCACCGAGGAGAUCGUCCAGCACAUGGUGGACUCCAUCAAGGAAGUCAACUCGGUUGUUGAGAUCUCCACCACGACCACACGCAUCCUGCUCAACCACUUCCGAUGGGACAAGGAAAAACUAAUGGAACGGUUCUACGAUGGGGACCAAGACAAGCUCUUCUCAGAGGCGAGAGUCAUCAACCCGUUCAAUAAAUACAGCAACAAAGUCAAGCCACCAAAGAAGACCAGCAAUGGGACCGAGGAAUGCGAAAUUUGUUUCAUGACUCUUCCUUCUUCCCACAUGACUGGACUCGAAUGUGAACACAAGUUCUGUACUCACUGCUGGUGUGAGUACCUGACGACGAAAAUAAUGGAAGAAGGCGUGGGCCAAACAAUUGCCUGUGCAGCGUACGGCUGUGACAUCCUUGUUGAUGAUGCUACUGUUAUGAAAUUAGUGAAGGAUUCUAAAGUUAAAUUAAAAUACCAACAUUUAAUUACUAAUAGCUUUGUUGAGUGCAAUCGCUUGCUGCGAUGGUGUCCGUCACCCGAUUGCAGCAACGCAAUAAAGGUGCAGUACGUGGAGCCCCACCGUGUCACGUGCAAAUGUAACCACACGUUUUGCUUUGCGUGCGGCGAAAACUGGCACGACCCUGUCAAGUGUCACUUAUUGAAAAAAUGGAUAAAAAAAUGUGACGACGAUUCGGAAACGAGCAACUGGAUAGCAGCUAACACCAAAGAGUGUCCAAAGUGUAACGUAACGAUCGAGAAAGACGGCGGUUGUAACCACAUGGUUUGCAAAAACCAGAACUGCAAAGCGGACUUCUGUUGGGUGUGUUUAGGGCCAUGGGAGCCCCAUGGUAGUUCAUGGUAUAAUUGCAACAGAUACGAUGAGGACGAGGCGAAAGCGGCGCGAGAUGCUCAAGAAAAGUCGAGAUCGGCAUUGCAAAGAUAUUUAUUUUAUUGUAAUAGAUAUAUGAACCAUAUGGCGUCGCUUAAAUUCGAACAUAAGUUGUAUGCGUCGGUUAAGGAGAAGAUGGAAGAGAUGCAGCAUCAUAAUAUGAGCUGGAUUGAAGUUCAGUUUCUUAAAAGGGCGGUCGAUAUUUUGUGUCAAUGUCGACAGACGCUGAUGUAUACUUACGUUUUCGCUUACUAUUUACAAAAAAAUAACCAAUCUGUGAUUUUCGAAGAUAACCAAAAAGACCUGGAGAGUGCCACUGAAACGUUAUCGGAGUAUUUAGAGAGAGAUAUUACGUCUGAAAAUCUCGCCGAUAUUAAGCAAAAAGUCCAAGAUAAAUACAGGUAUUGUGACAGUAGGAGGAAAGUUCUACUGGAGCAUGUCCACGAAGGGUACGAGAAGGAAUGGUGGGAUUAUAACGAAUAGUUAGAUAAUGCAAUGCCUCCGUUCUGGAAGUAGAUCGACUAGUAUUUAUAGUUAUAAUAAAUACCUAGUUACCUCAUUGAGACGGAAACACUGUCGAUCCGUACUUAUGAUAUUAGCUAAAGUUUAGUUACAUCAAGAAUUUCGAUCUAUUAACAGAACGAAUUUUGAUAAAUAAGAGUUGCACCCUGUUACUGUAAUAUUUGCAUUUUUGAAGAAGACAGUAGAUGUGGACAGCAAACACAUUCUAGAUCUGUUUUAUUAUACUUAAAAGAAUUUGUCUUUUAAAUUUCUAAAAUGAAAGUUGUGAGUGAUUAGUAUAUUUUAUUGUUAACUAUUAAGUUUUAACUAAAUGAGGCCAUUUAUUGUUCCAAAUGAUUUUGCUAAGAACGAAACAUGUUGAAUAGAACCAGUAGUCUAAUUUUUAAAGUAAUAUAGAAAUAUUUUUGCUUCUAGAUUUAACGUAUCUUGAUUUAUUUCAAUUGUGGAAUCUACUGUGAUUCUAAUUUUCUAAUAACUGUAAAUAAGCUAGUGGCCGAUUAGAUUCCAGCAAUUACAAAUGAUCUUGAUGAUCAUCGUUGGAAAUUGUAACCUAAGAUAUAGAGCUUCUAUCAAGUAAAAACUUAUUUUUUGGCGACUUUAAGAGGUAAGACCGUUUGUGAUUGUAUACAGAUCUAAUUUUCAAUACAUACUAUUUUCGUAAAUGUAAAUAUUUCAUAUUGGUUCUAUCACUGUCAUUGAUUUAUAAUUUCAUUCUGGAUGUACCUACUUAAUCGAAGUGUAAAUAAUUAGAUGGUGGAUCCGUCGUUUCUCAAAAUUAUUGGUGCGCAAAUAGAGAAUUAAUCAACGUCUCACUUUAUUCAUUAUGUUUCUGCUACUUAACUCACCUUAUUUACACAUAGCUAAGUUCAUUAUAUUGCGUCCGCACGUGUGGACAUAAUGGAACGAACUCAGGUGUACUUCGAUCGGUCAUUUCUUUUAGGGAAUUGUUACUUAAUCCUUGAUAAUUUCUUAAUAUAUGUAUCUGUAGCACAUUCCCCACCAGAAAUUGUUUAAUUGGAUUGUUGGCAUGCAAUAAAUUCAUGUAAGUCUCCCGAUUAAAAAAUUAAAAGUAGUUUUGUGAGGGAGAAGUCAGCGCAAAGUUUAGUUGGCAACCUCGCGAUACUAUUUAAAAGUACUCCAUCCCAAAUGGAAUUAAAAUAAAUCUUACUUUAAUUGAACUCGAACUCAAUCAGCUGGAGUUCUGUUAUUGUUAAGUAACAAUAAACUGUAAAUUUGUAAAGUAAUAAAAUUAAUGAUUAAACAUAAUUGUUUAACUA
Molecule: messenger RNA, 3032 nt
Organism: Tribolium castaneum (red flour beetle)
Lineage: Eukaryota; Metazoa; Arthropoda; Insecta; Coleoptera; Tenebrionidae
Product: E3 ubiquitin-protein ligase ariadne-1
Exons: 6
Coding region: 211-1716 (501 amino acids)
Biological process (GO): ubiquitin-dependent protein catabolic process; protein polyubiquitination; positive regulation of proteasomal ubiquitin-dependent protein catabolic process
Cellular component (GO): ubiquitin ligase complex; cytoplasm; nucleus
Molecular function (GO): ubiquitin protein ligase activity; zinc ion binding; ubiquitin conjugating enzyme binding
Source: RefSeq, a predicted model, not a curated record